Messenger RNA from Cladocopium goreaui, 560 nucleotides. NCBI's taxonomy places the organism in Eukaryota, Dinophyceae, Suessiales, Symbiodiniaceae. The record is from the annotation of a GenBank genome assembly.
AUGAAGUCUUCCGACCGCGUCCAUGGGAUAUUGCAGCGUUCAUCACUGGAAGCCCAGGACCGAGAUACCUCCGGAAGCAUCCUUUGUGCCAAGAGCUACUUAGGUUUCUACAUGGCGCAGCUUCAAUUCGAGGCGCGACAGCUUCGAAAGACGUACCUCUGCAUCUGUGAGAAGCACGCGCCCAGUUCCUGCCCCUGGUGCAUUGAGAAGCCCUUGGCGAGCCAGCGUGGCAGAGCCUUUGUAUCUGAUAGAGGGAAGACUGCAAAGACAGAAGUCGUUCAGGUGUCGCAUCUUCAUGAUGAGUCUGGAAGACCUUUCAGCUUGCUCCAGGUCGAUCUGCACACCGGAAGGCUUCACCAAAUCCGAGCACAUCUCAGUUCCAUUGGGCAUCCCCUUUUGGGAGAUGAGAUGUACGGUGGAAAACCUUGGGUCAGAGUGAUGCUGCAUGCCAGCAGGCUUAAGCUGGACGUGCCCAGUUUAGCAACGUCCGUCGAUGCACAUGCUCCGAUACCUGAAGACUUUCGGACAGCUCUGGAGUCAAUGGUGCCAUGCUCCCCAAG